AUGGAUGAAGUGACUAGCAAAAUCCUGCUGCUCGGGGACGAGCAAGUAGGGAAAACGACCUUCCUCUCACGAAUCAGCGGGGGCAGUAGCGCGCUCGAAGGCCACGCUUCCGUCACCCUGUUGCGCGAUGAAGACCAGCCCUUUAUUUUCGAGCUACGGAAUCGGAGGCGCACCUAUCGUCUCGAGUUCUACGACACGUCCUAUCCGGGAGAUUGGCGGCUGCUGCAGCCGGAUCUCGUCUUGAUAUGCUACGACAUCAGCCAGCGGCUAAGCCUCAUCAACAUGACUAGAACCUGGAUCAAGCAGGUCCAUGCCACAUUCCAAACGAGCGAUGACCUCCCGGUCAUCGUGGUCGGGUUCAAGAGGGACCUACGGCCCGAAUCCGAUCCCACCGGCACCAUAUACCCCGCCGAGGGGCAUAUGGUGGCGCAGGAGAUGAGGGCCGAUAAAUACGUCGAGUGUUCGGCCGUCACCGGCGAGCUUCUGAAGCUCGCCUUCGAGGAAAUCUGCAACACGGCGGCGAAGACAGCGACGGCCAACGGCGGGCAGAGCGACGGUGGAUGCAUUGCAUCGUAA
Molecule: messenger RNA, 576 nt
Organism: Durotheca rogersii
Lineage: Eukaryota; Fungi; Ascomycota; Sordariomycetes; Xylariales; Xylariaceae
Product: P-loop containing nucleoside triphosphate hydrolase protein
Exons: 3
Coding region: 1-576 (191 amino acids)
Biological process (GO): small GTPase-mediated signal transduction
Molecular function (GO): GTP binding; GTPase activity
Source: RefSeq, a predicted model, not a curated record